AUGAACGUAUUCGCUGAUGAAGCCACUGAAGAACGAGGUGAAAAUGCUCGUUUGUCGUCGUUCGUAGGAGCUAUGGCAUUGGGUGAUUUAGUGAAAUCUACUCUGGGUCCCAAAGGAAUGAACAAGAUCUUACAAUCCGCUUCAACUGGUCAAAUUACAGUUACGAAUGAUGGAGCAACAAUCUUAAAGUCGAUUCAUCUAGAUAACCCUGCGGCCAAAAUAUUAGUCAACAUAUCAAAAGUACAAGAUGACGAAGUUGGAGAUGGAACCACAUCAGUCUGUGUAUUAGCAUCUGAAUUAUUACGUGAAGCUGAAAAAUUAGUUACUACACAAAGAAUUCAUCCCCAGACAGUAGUAGAAGGUUUUAGAAUAGCUUCAAAGGCAUCUCUUGAAGCUUUGGAAUCAGCGGCCGUGGAUCACGCUUCUGACGAAAAGAAAUUCAGAGAAGAUUUAUUCAACAUUGCAAGAACUACUCUCUCUUCAAAAGUUUUAUCUCAAGAUAAAGAAUAUUUCGCAAAUUUAGCUGUAGAUGCUGUACUGAGAUUGAAAGGUUCAACAGAUUUAGAACAUAUUCAAAUCAUCAAGAAACCAGGUGGUAAAUUGACUGAUUCAUAUCUUGAUGAAGGAUUCAUCCUUGAUAAAUCGAUCGCUACAAACUCACCUAAGAGGAUAGAGAAUGCCAAGAUUCUGAUUGCCAAUACUUCUAUGGACACCGACAAGAUCAAGAUAUUUGGUGCAAGAGUAAGAGUAGAUGGAACCGGCAAGUUGGCCGAGUUGGAGCGAGCCGAGAAGGAAAAAAUGAAGGCUAAAGUGCAAGCUAUCGCUGCUCACGGUGUCACAUGUUUCGUCAACAGACAACUCAUUUACAACUACCCUGAAUCCCUCCUCGCGGAAGCAGGUAUCAUGUCCAUCGAACAUGCCGAUUUCGAAGGUGUUGAACGAUUGGCUUUGGUCACUGGUGGAGAGAUUGCAAGUACCUUUGACGCACCCGAGAAAGUCAAGAUUGGUCGAUGUGACCUCAUUGAAGAGAUCAUGAUUGGUGAAGACAAGUUAAUCAAGUUCUCCGGUGUCGCUGCUGGUCAAGCAUGUACAGUUGUUCUCCGAGGAGCAACAUCGCAAAUGGUAGAGGAAGCCGAACGAUCAUUGCAUGAUGCUCUUUCAGUCCUAUCCCAGACAGUGAAAGAAACUCGAGUAACCCUCGGAGGAGGUUGUGCAGAGAUGUUGAUGUCCUGUAGAGUUGAAGAAGCAGCUCGUACCGUCAAGGGGAAGAAAGCUUUGGCCGUUGAAGGUUUCGCAAGAGCUUUGAGACAAAUGCCUACCAUCUUGGCAGAUAACGGUGGUUACGAUUCAAGUGAUCUAGUAACUAAAUUGAGAGCCGCUCAUUAUGAAGGUAGAUCGGAUGCUGGUUUAGAUAUGGAUAAAGGAGAAGUUGCUUCAAUGAAGGAAUUAGGUGUGACCGAAUCUUACAAGCUUAAGAAACAAGUAGUUGUCAGUGCGAGUGAGGCCGCAGAGAUGAUCUUACGUGUCGAUAACAUCUUACGAAGUACACCAAGACGACGUGAAGGUCAAUAG
Messenger RNA from Kwoniella shivajii, 1572 nucleotides. Its product is annotated as T-complex protein 1, beta subunit. Gene Ontology annotation, cellular component: chaperonin-containing T-complex; cytosol. The transcript has 9 exons. Gene Ontology annotation, biological process: protein folding. Gene Ontology annotation, molecular function: ATP-dependent protein folding chaperone; ATP binding; ATP hydrolysis activity. The record is from RefSeq and is a predicted model, not a curated record. Bases 1 to 1572 code for a protein of 523 amino acids. NCBI's taxonomy places the organism in Eukaryota, Fungi, Basidiomycota, Tremellomycetes, Tremellales, Cryptococcaceae.